UCAAGAAAAAGUAGGGGAAAAAAAGAAUCCUCAAAAAUCAUGAUUCCUCUUAGCUAGUAGUUAAGUUCGUACUUUGAUUGUUUUCUUAUAUUUAUAUAGACCCUAUAUAAUGCAGAGAGUUGCUUCUUUUUCAUAGUUAACCAGAAUAGGAAAAAAAAAAAAAAAAAAAAAAUUCAUCAAUCAAACUUCAAGUUCUUUUGUUAAAAGAGCCCACAAAGAACACCGAGGAGAUGAUAUUUUCUUUCACUGAUGAUCUGAUAUGAUCUGAUUUCUGAUAAGCUAGUGAAAUGAAGUGACCUCAUUGGACUUGGUUCGCUUGCAGAACAAAAUAGUACUUAGCCAAGACAUGUCUCAGCAGGAGGAAGGAUGGCCACUGGGUCUGCAGCCACUUAAUGCACGAGUUGGGUUGCCUAGAAACCGGGAUUUUUCAGGCUCAAUCUCCUUCAACACUUUGCUCACUGGCUCACCAACGUGUUCUACUGAUUCUUCCUCAGAUUUAGACACAGAGUCCACAGGGUCUUUCUUUCAUGACAGGAGCAUCACACUUGGAAGCCUUAUAGGCGUUAGUAGCAUUCUAGAGCUGUCCAGAAGAUCAAUUAGGGGAAGAAAAAGCGAACCCUCUAAGGAAAAGAAGACUAACAGCAACAACAAAAGCAACAAGUCCAGAAUAUGGUGCUUUUCUUUGUGCCCAAGUAACACCACUGAUGCCGAGAUCCCCCAAAACGCUCCAUCUCUUGGCCAUUUCCUUGCAGUUGAGAGAAAAGCUGCAAAUGAAUGUAGAAGGAGCCAAUUAAGCCCUACCAUUUACGGACCGGACGAGCUUGCUUUGGCUCAGCCUGUUACAGAACCAAACUCACUGUUUGUCAAUGGCUGCAUCGCUCCUCCUAGGCCAAACCCAUUUUCAGGCACAGAGACGGAAAGGAAAAAAAAUACAGGACUUGAUGAUCAUGACAUUGGGUCAUGUGGAAUCUCUCUGCUUCUUUCAUCAUGCAUUUCUACACAAUCCUCCCACUGAACAUGCCCCUCAAUCACUCUCUUUUCUUUCAUUUUUUUUUUCAGUGUUUAGUUAGUGAUUGUGUUUCAUGUUUUUGGUUGAGAAAAAUAAUAUACAUUAGUACAUUAUCACUGCUUUUAUUUUAUGUUCACUUUGGUCGUACCAUUAGCUCAUUUUAGCUCAUUUUCUUAAUGU
Messenger RNA from Morus notabilis, 1189 nucleotides. RefSeq lists its product as uncharacterized. The record is from RefSeq and is a predicted model, not a curated record. The transcript is spliced from 3 exons. NCBI's taxonomy places the organism in Eukaryota, Viridiplantae, Streptophyta, Magnoliopsida, Rosales, Moraceae. Bases 347 to 1015 code for a protein of 222 amino acids.